CCAAGACAAGAUCAUAACCCAGUCCGCCUAGGAGCAGCUGACUAAGAAGAAGUCUGUGUGGACAAAGUGUGUGUGCCUCGGCAAAUGUGAGUGUGUCAGUUGAAUCGGCGCCACGCCGAGUCCGCGUGGCGUCGGCUUCUAACGUGGGAAGGUUGUCAGGCGUCUUGUUACAUUGUUUCCAAAGACAAAAACAAAAGAACAAACACGACACAUUCUUGUAGUGUUUCGGUAAACGAGCGUUGAGAAGUUUGGACUAUACGCACAACAACUAAGAGUCGGCUUUUCUGCGACAAGAAGUCUUCGCACGCAUUCUGCUUUGCAGGGGCGCAAGUAAACCCCUGCCGGGCCUCACGUGUUAAGCACGUGCAGACAAAGUGCCAGGCGAAUAUCAAAGACGAGAGUCAGGGGGGGUUAUAAGUGGUAUAAGGCGCAACUUGGACGGGGACGACCAAGACGAACACAACUACUCGGUCGAGAUAUUGCGCCUUGAGAGUCGCUUCAUCGGCUUUUUUGGAAUCUUGGGUUAGGAGUCGGUGUUGUCCAAGGCUGGGCCAACCUUGGACCAGGGUUUGGGCGGAAGCCUGGGGGUGGUCAACUCUAGGGGAUGGACUUUGAGUGAGCCCGUCAACCGCAAGUUGGACGACCGACCUGGCCAAUUUCGUGCCUUCCUCUUUGAGAAUUUCCAACUGGCCAGCCAAUCUCCCCAAGCACGUCCGUCGCCUCUUUUCGGACCACUGGUGACGUCUUGAUCUACGGCAUCUGGCUCUGACUGGCUGGAGAACGAGAACCUCUCCGGCCUAGAAACCACAGCAACGGACUAGAAGCAUCUAUUGUCUUGCUAUUGUCCUGCUAUUGAGGCUUUGGAACGACUCCACCAGCUGCAAACUUCUCCCUUUUGGGAAGUGAUUCCAAAAUCUAUAAAAAUCCCCCCUUUCCCCCCGUCUCCUGGCUUUUCACACGUCUACUAUCCUCUCAUCAGUCACCAAAACUUUUACGUUCCAACGUCUGUUCGUUCAAACCAAACAAGACUCCAGCAAUUACUGCUCGUUUGCCAAAGACUACUUGGACAUAUCCCUUGCGCUCGCCUAGCAACAGCAUAUCGACACCUACUACUACCUAGACUUCGCCUCAUACCACCGUCCGGACUAGAGAUCUCGCCACGACCGUGGUUACUACAUCGCUCACGACCAUCUUCGCCGACAGUAAACAAGAGCUUCAAGGACCGUGCAACGACCUUGAAGAAGCAGCAAACAUGUCCGGCCAGGACAGCAUGUGCGGGGGUGCAAACCCCCUGAAGUCCUUCCAGGACCAGGUUGGCAGAGAUCGCUCUCUGCACCAGGACCGUGCCGUAAACAACGGCACCCCAUCUACCAGCUUCCGGUCGGGCUUUGGCCAGACCACGACCAACGGCGACCAAGAGUUCGCCAACUUCCAGGCCGGCAUGGCCAACCUCCCCUCCCUCCCCGGCAUGCCCGCGCAUAUCAACGGUCCCAUGAUGGGACACGCGUCUACAUUUGCUGCCCUCGGCCCGCGCCAGCAGCCCGCCCCCGCCGCCGCCAACGUCGCGGCCGUCAGCCCCAACUGGGCUGAAGAGUUCCGCCAGCUCCAGGCCAACAUGGCUCACGCUGCCCCUGCCCCCGCCCCGGCACAUGGAAUCAUGUCCGGCCCUGCCCCUCCCCAUGGUAUCAUGUCUGCCCCUGCCCCUGCCAUGGGAUUUAACACGGCUGCACGGUUCAACCCAAUGUUCCAGCAGCACAUGGCCAUGGUCCCCGCCCAGGCCCACGCCACCGUCCCCGCCACCGCCGCCGCCGAGGAGGCCGAGCAUCCCCUAGUCAAGGAUGCAUUCGAGGCGCAGUUCGCACAAGUCGAGGCCAAUCAGGAGGCAGUGGACCACCUGCAGCGUCACGAGAGCUCGUUCGAGGACGAGAUGGGCCAGUGGAUGCAAGAGCAAGAGCACGGCCCACCCAUGACCGCCGAGGAGCAAGAGGCUGCCAUCGAGCAGUUCCACGAGGAGCGCAUGACGAGGAUCGCCGACGAGCAAGACAGGCUCGAGAACAUGAACGACGAAGACGUCAACGCCCUGGCCGACGACAUGGCCAAGACGCACGUCGACGACCUGCGCCGCACCGCCGGAGAGAUUGUCGGCCGCCUGGGAGACGCGCCCCAGUACCAGCAAUCGACCUUUCUGACCCUCAUGCGCAACAUCAUGGACGGCAACGUGACCGUCGACGAGGCCCAAGAGGGCUUCGUCACCACCAAUGACCGCCAGCCGUACACGGGCCACCUCGAGGACGCUGCGUCCGAGGACAAGCAGGACAAGAACUGAAGGUCGGACGGAGACGUCCCAACCGAUGUGGUGAGGACUAUCAGGAGGACGUCGUCUUGCUGUGAGUAAAAAAUAAAAAAAAAUAAAAACUUGCUCAACAACAGAACGGAGACAUGCCAUGAUUCCCCUGUACAUAGAAAAACCACACACACACACACACACACACACA
This is a messenger RNA of Pyricularia oryzae 70-15, 2495 nucleotides long. RefSeq lists its product as uncharacterized. The record is from RefSeq and is a predicted model, not a curated record. Bases 1253 to 2326 code for a protein of 357 amino acids. The transcript has 3 exons. NCBI's taxonomy places the organism in Eukaryota, Fungi, Ascomycota, Sordariomycetes, Magnaporthales, Pyriculariaceae.